CCUCCCUUCCCAGAGGGAACGACUACUCUUUCCCUUAAUAACGGAUCAGUGAUUGUCCGGCUGUGUUAGUCAAUCAUAUCCAGCGGGGAAAGGAGCACAAAGCGGUAUCAAUAGGUAUAUAUCUAUUGUGCCUAAGUAUAACAUGCAACAUCAGGGACCAGCAAGCUUCCAGACGUUGGAGGAGGAACUUUUAUGUUGUGUGUGUUUUGGUGAGCUUAAUGACCCCGUCUCCAUUGCUUGUGGGCACACCUUCUGCAGAGAGUGCAUCACAAGUUACUGGGACACACAACAUCUGAGGUGCCUCUGCCCCGAGUGCAGGACUGUUUGUCCCAAAGAUCAGCUGAUUCCUGUCCACAGACUCAAGGCUCUGAUAACAAAGGUCCAGCAGGGGGUUAAAGGAGAGCAGGCCAAGAAGGAGAGUUCUAUCUGUGCAAUUCAGUUAGUACACACAGAUGAAUUUGGUCACCUCCAAGUAAAUGAAGCCGCCAUUCAGACCUGUUUUAUGAACAGAGAGGUCUUGGAUUACUCCGUGUGCCUAAUAUGUGUGAUUGGAGAGAAAAAACAUGGUAAAUCCUCUCUCCUAAGCCGCAUUCUGAUGACUCUGUCCUGCCAGGAGAAGGGUCAACGACUAAGCUUGGGGUCUGACAAUAAGACAGGGUAUGAGUGGAAAGCUGGGACAACCAAGGCCAAGAGUAUCUGGAUCUGGAGCAAGCCAUUCAUUCUAGAACACUAUGGAGAAAAGAUGGCAGUGUUUGUUCUGGAUAUAGAAGACACACUGGAACUUGAUAGCUCUAGUGACAUUGGUAUUAGGCUCUCUGCUAUAUCAUUAGUGCUCAGCUCAUAUCUGAUUUUUAAUGUUGAGUCAGACCUGAAAAUAACAGUACUAGAUUAUUUUAAGAUGUAUUUCCGUGUUGCUAAGUGUGUUGGGGAGUCCUUUGAUCUGCAGCCCUUACAGCACCUGGAUAUCAUUAGAUGUGACGGGCAAGAGUUAAAGACUUGUGGAAAAGAAGACUUGUUGAAUUAUAUAAUUUGUGAAUCUCAGAAGCUGCAAAACCAAUCUCUGUAUCAACUGGUGUCAGAUACUCUGAAAGAGCCAUUAGCCGACUGCUCAUAUCUGCCCCACCGAGGGCGAGGUUUGGUAAACACCCGUCGGGGGAGAUCAGCAGAUAUGGAAGAGGAUUUUAAUAAACUCUUUACAACCUACAUAUUCACCCUUGUGAGAGACAUUUGGCUCCACAUAAAAUUGGAUAAAACAGGGGGAAAAGUGACGUGUGCUCAACUGGCAAGGAUAUUAAAGAGAGUUGUGAACAUUUUGCAAAGUGCACAACAGAAGUUUCCCUCCCCAUUGCAGAUGUUUUUUCACUUUAAAAAUUACAAGAACGUGGAGACAUUGAAAGAACAGUUCCACCGUUUUAUACACAAUAUGUCAAAAGAAGCAGAUUUUCACAUCAAGACUUUCAAUGCGACCGACCCAUUUCAAAUGGAGCCCAAAAUGCGUCACGUUGCGGCCAAUAUACUCCGUGAGUUUAAAGAGUCGUUUGUAGGUGAUGAUACCAGACAAAAGAAAAGGCUCGAGGGGGAACUGAAAUCCUAUGUGUUAAAUCACCAGCGAAAGUUCUCCGCAGACAACUCUAAGAGGUUCUGUGCAUUUCGAAAUCAGAAGAGGAUGGAGAAUAUUAAAGAAAAGUUUCUAAAUGUAAUUUUCCUAAAGUUAGAAGAAACAGAUCAUCUCAUUAAAGUUGAGAAUUUGAGGCCAACUGCAAUGGAGGCCAACAUCAGUGAUAUCACAACCUAUUUCAUGCGGGAGUUUAAAGAAUCAUUUAAAGGGGAUGAUGCCCAAGAAAAGGAAAGGCUUGAAAAUGAACUGGAAUCCUACAUGUUGAAACACCAACAAGAGUUCUGUGAAGGCUACUCCAAGAAGUUCUAUACAUUUCUAAAUCACAAGAUAAUGGUGAAUGUCAAACAGACUUUUGUGGGUAAAAUAAUCUCAAAGCAAUCAGAAACGACUUCUUUGAUAAAGAGCCAUGAGAUGCCUUUCAUAAUAGAGAAUGAGAUGAGUGAUGCAGUCAGGGAACAGCUUGUUAUUUAUAGGGAUUCCCUCGAAGGCAUUGAUGACCAAGAGAAGCAACAGAGAGUCAAGAAAAUGGAAUCUUAUUUUUUGUCAAAAAAGGAAUUGUUUUGUAAGGAGUACAGCAAGAAAUUUUAUGCUUUUGAAAAUGAAAACCUCAUGGAAAUAACAAAGAAAGAUUUCCAGGAUUUUCUAGAGCAAAUGAAAAAAGAAACAUCCACAUGUCUGCUGAACAACUUGAUGACGACGCCAUACAAAAUGAAGUCUAAGAUCAGGGAUUCUGUCUCUAACUACAUGUUUUCAUUUCAAAACUCACUCGCGGGCUCUGAUUACCAAGAGCAGGAGAUUCUUGUUAUUGGCCUGGAAGUGUUUCUCGCUCAACAGCAGGCGGCAUUUUGUCAAGAGUACAGCGACAGAUAUAGUGUGGACUUUUGGUGGUUUUUCUAUAAUGGAGACGUGAGACCUGAAUUCAUUGUGCUUGUGAUGAUUGUCGCCACGAUAUUGAACACAAUAGCACACCUUUGUGAUUGAGGAGAAAACAGUUUCUUGAAAGGUUGACAUGAAUAACCCAUUGAAAUUACAUAAAAGGCUCCGUUUUACGAUCAUGGCUAGUGAUGAGCCAAAUUUUUCACCAAGUCUCGCCAUGAAAAUAACACACAUGGACUCCAAUGGGUGAAAACAUUUUUGUGCAUGAAAAAAAAAUUGUUGAGCAUAGACUUCAACACAUUUUGGCAAAUUUUCACUGUUCCGUGAAUUUUUGGCAAAGCAAAACGGGUCAAAUUUGCCCAUCACUAACAAUUCAUGAUGAAAGGCCAUAACUAACCUGGUGACAAUAGUGUCCUAGGUACUUGGAUAACAUGAAUAACCCAUAGAAAUUACAUAAAAGGCUCAGUUUUAGGAUCAUGGCUAGUGAUGAGCGAAAUUUUUCACCAAGUCUCGCCAUGGAAAUAACACACAUGGACUCCAAUGGGUGAAACAAUUUUUGUGCAUCAAAAAAAAAAUCAUUGACCAUAGACUUCAACACAUUUUGGCAAAUUUUUGCUGUUCCGUGAAUUUUUGGAAAAGCAAAACGGGUCAAAUUUGCCCAUCACUAACAAUUCAUGACGAAAGGCCAUAACUAACCUGGUGACAAUAGUGUCCUAGUUACUUGGAUAACGUGAAUAACCCAUAGAAAUUACAUAAAAGGCUCAGUUUUAGGAUCAUGGCUAGUGAUGAGCGAAAUUUUUCAUCAAGUCUCGCCAUGGAAAUAACACACAUGGACUCCAAUGGGUGAAACAAUUGUUGUGCAUCAAAAAAAAAAUCAUUGACCAUAGACUUCAACACAUUUUGGCAAAUUUUUGCUGUUCCGUGAAUUUUUGGCAAAGCAAAACGAAUCAAAUUUGCCCAUUGCUAACAAUUCAUGACGAAAGGCCAUAACUAACCUGGUGACAAUAGUGUCCUAGGUACUUGGAUAACAUGAAUAACCCAUAGAAAUUACAUAAAAGGCUCAGUUUUAGGAUCAUGGCUAGUGAUGAGCGAAAUUUUUCACCAAGUCUCACCAGGGAAAUAACAUACCUGGACUCCAAUGGGUGAAACAAUUUUUGUGCAUCAAAAAAAAAUCAUUGACCAUAGACUUCAACACAUUUUGGCAAGUUUUCCCUGUUCCGUGAAUUUUUGGCAAAGCAAAACGAGUCAAAUUUGCCCAUCACUAACAAUUCAUGACGAAAGGCCAUAACUAACCUGGUGACAAUAGUGUCCUAGGUACUUGGAUAACGUGAAUAACCUAUAGAAAUUACAUAAAAGGCUCAGUUUUAGGAUCAUGGCUAGUGAUGAGCCAAAUUUUUCACCAAGUCUCGCCAUGAAAAUAACACACAUGGACUCCAACGGGUGAAACAUUUUUUGUGCAUCAAAAAAAAAAUCAUUGACCAUAGACUUCAACAAGUUUUGGCAAAUUUUUGCUGUUCCGUGAAUUUUUGGCAAAGCAAAACGGGUCAAAUUUGCCCAUCACUAACAAUUCAUGACGAAAGGCCAUAACUAACCUGGUGACAAUAGUGUCCUAGGUACUUGGAAAAAAUAUUUUUAUACAAUGACUUCAUUUAUUACAUGUAGAUACCAUAAUACAGCAUGAUACAAAACUAUAUAUAGUCAUCAAGGGCUCCUCUUGUUUAUCUACUAAAUCCUAACCCUUAAUCCUCGACUGGCUCAAGAAAUAGUCUUUCCUGUAGUGGCUAAAACCUAUUUGUCCAUUUUCUUCACAUUCCUUACAGAACUAUUGUAUCACUGGUGCUUAAUAUUCACUGAGUGUUGUCAGGUUGUUAGAUUUAGAACUUGUUUUUGUUACUUUACUUUUAUUUUUACUUUCACUCUGGUAAAAUGUAAAUAAGACACUCCAAUUGUUAUCAUUAUUGUAUUCCUGUUCUAUAUCUCGAGUCUCCAUAACCAGUUUGGAGAUGCCUCAUUUUACAACUUUGCAUUUUUGUUAAAUUCCUACUUGU
Messenger RNA from Xenopus laevis (African clawed frog), 4542 nucleotides. RefSeq lists its product as uncharacterized. The transcript has 19 exons. Lineage: Eukaryota; Metazoa; Chordata; Amphibia; Anura; Pipidae. The coding region runs from base 143 to 2599 and encodes 818 amino acids. The record is from RefSeq and is a predicted model, not a curated record.